CUAGACAGUAAGAGGAACAGGGAAAUCUAAAGACUCCAGAUGACAUCAGCGCUACUUUUCAACAGCCUUCUCCAUUUCCUUGCUCAGAAAGUAGAAACAGACCUCAGAGACAGAUGGGACUAAAGAAGAAAUUCACAUGUAUGGUUCACUCUCAUGCGUUAUCUACUUACAAGCAAGCCUGCCUCCUCCAGCCUCCCUGCUGACAAAUGGUGGUGGAUUAUAGAUGAGGACACGCUGACCCAUUCGACCUUGCUGAGACAGCGGGGAGGGGCCUCCUGCAACUUGAGGGAAGCUUUAGGUCAUUUAGAGGACAAGGUCAUGAGCCAGGUGGGGAAAUGACAUGAUAUCACAUGACAGUAGCCUGAUGACAUGGUCAGUGUGUCAAGGACAAAUGCAUCAGUAUCGAUUAAACAUUAUUGCAAUACUUCAUUGGAGGUGCUAGUAUUUCUUAAUUGUUCCAGCUGCGUUUUUUUUGUUUUUUGGGUUUUUUUUUUUUUAAGAAGAGUGCAGAAUACGACAUGUCUUUUAGCAGUGUUAAAGUAUCUGUGUACAUGAAAAUAGAACUGGUUUAGGAAGCCUUUCCUGUUAAGUUUAUUUGAUCAUCUAGAGUGUUUUGUCUUUAAUUAUUGCUUAGUUUGCAGCCCCUUGACUAUCAGUACUUUUAAGGAGUUAUUUGAAAAUUAAGGCAGGCAAAUUAAAAUGAGGUAGUAUGUGUUGUUAAAAAAAAAAUGUAUCAACUUCUGUCAUCACCCUACUCAAUGAUUUGGCAUGCCUUUUCACAUUUUGGAUAAAAGACUAAGCCAAGUAAAAAUGCCUCAUAGAAAGGAGCCUCAGUAUUUUGAAUUUAUUAGUUCAAAAUUACCACUAUGCUACCAUAAUUAUAAAGUGUUAAAGAUGUUUUUUAAAUAAUUUUGAGACCUGAAAAUAUUUUUUUAAAUAGCUUAUGGUUAUACUUAGUAUGAAAACUUUAAGAUAAAUGAAAAUCUUUUGGACAUCUUUUCACUAUUGGUAAUGCACAUGCUUUUCUUGAAGAAGUGGUCGUGAGCUAUUAUAUUACCUUUUUAAGUGCAAAAUCUUAAGAAUCUUUGCUGAGUCCAUUAACCCUAUGUUAAUACUUGAAAGUAUAAAUCCAUGUAAACAGUAUUGGAUAGUCCAAUUUAGAAAAAUGCCGUUUAAAAAAACUGAACAGUGGAAUGCAGAGUACUGAUCAUGAUUCUCAUUUCUGGGAAAAUAUAAUUAUUGUUGGGUACUGUUGGAUCUAAGCCCCCAGUCCAACAGGAGGUAAUUUUGUGAUCCUGAAAUUAAAAAAAAAGAAAAGAAAAGAAAAAGAAAGAAAGAAAGAAAAAAAAAACAGUGGUAAAGUGUGAUGAAUUAGUUCACUGAAGUAGACACAUCUGUAUUUUCAUGGCAUGUGCAUGGGGACGUGUGUGUGUGUGUGUGUGUGUGUUUAAUUUUGACCGUGCUGUGCAUGUGUUAGCUGCUCUCAAACCCUGACUCAAGCUUGGUGGAGGUUUAAUCCUGUGCCCUUGUACACGUAGACUUGAUUAGUAGUUGUGGUUAUCUCAGCAGAAGACAUACCGCCCUCCUCCUAGUAUUGGUCGGGACCCGGGCAUUGGGGAGUCAAGGCAAAGGAGAAAGAAAAGAGAUUUUACAUUAGUAUUCUAUGAAAGCCUUACUGUCUGCAGAACAGAUUGAUUGCUCCGGUGUACCUGUGCUUGGCACCACUGCUGUGAAAGAAAGAACACUGCUAUUUGCAUUUAAUUGGAAACAAAAGAUGAAGAAGGAGAAGCAGUAUAUUCGCUAAGGAGUCUAUCUGCUUGCUGCUGCAGACCUAUGUAUUAAGGAAUUCUUUUGCUUCUUCUUGUGUAGGAGUUGAUCAGCUCUGUGGUCAUACUACUUUGGAAUUUGCCUGUCUUUCAUCUUGUCAUUGCCAGAGAAAUCCUGGUUGGAAUGUAACAGGACAUCUCCAUCUGAUUACUAUGGAAGGUGAUAAACUGACACUCACUUAUUAAAGUUACAUCUCACUCACCCACAGAAAACCAUUCUUUAACGUGAAUAGAAACCAAGCCCUUGUGAACACUUCUAUUGAACAUGACUCAUGGAGAAGAGCUUGGCUCUGAUGUGCACCAGGAUUCUAUUGUUUUAACUUACCUAGAAGGAUUACUAAUGCAUCAGGCAGCAGAGGGAUCAGGUACUGCCAUUGACAAAAAGUCUGCUGGGCAUAAUGAAGAAGAUCAGAACUUUAACAUUUCUGGAAAUGCAUUUCCCACCUGUCAAAGUAAUGGUCCAGUUCUCAAUACACAUUCAUAUCAGGGAUCUGGCAUGCUGCAUCUCAAAAAAGCCCGACUCUUGCAGUCUUCUGAAGACUGGAAUGCCGCGAAGCGGAAGAGGCUGUCUGAUUCCAUCGUAAAUUUAAAUGUGAAGAAGGAAGCUUUGCUAGCUGGCAUGGUUGACAAUGUGCCUAAAGGCAAACAAGACAGCACAUUGCUGGCCUCUUUGCUUCAGUCAUUCAGCUCUAGGCUGCAGACCGUUGCUCUGUCGCAGCAAAUUAGGCAGAGCCUCAAGGAGCAAGGAUACACACUCAGUCAUGAUUCUUUAAAAGUGGAGAAAGAUUUAAGGUGCUACGGCGUUGCAUCAAGUCACUUAAAAACGCUGUUGAAGAAAAGCAAAGCUCAAGAUCAAAAGCCUGAUACCAGUCUUCCUGACCUAACUAAAAACCUCAUCAGAGACAGGUUCGUAGAGUCACCACAUCAUGUUGGACAAAGUGGAACAAAGGUCAUGAGUGAACCCUUGUCGUGCGCUGCCAGAUUACAGGCCGUUGCAAGCAUGGUGGAAAAAAGGGCUAGUCCGGCCACUUCACCCAAACCUAGUGUCGCUUGUAGCCAGUUAGCAUUACUCCUUUCAAGUGAAGCCCAUUUGCAGCAGUAUUCUCGAGAACAUGCUUUAAAAACACAAAAUGCAAAUCAAGCAGCAAGCGAAAGACUUGCUGCCAUGGCCAGAUUACAAGAAAAUGGCCAAAAGGAUGUUGGCAGUUUCCAGCUCUCGAAAGGAAUGUCAAGCCAUCUCAAUGGUCAAGCAAGAACACCGUCAAGCAAACUAAUGGCAAGCAAAAAUACCACCUUUCAGAAUCCAAUGGGUGUCGUUCCUUCUUCCCCCAAAAAUGCAAGCUGUAAGAACUCACUAGAAAGAAACAGUAUCAAACAAGCUGCUAAUAAUAGUUUGCUUUUACAUCUUCUUAAAAGCCAGACCAUACCAAAGCCAAUGAAUGGACAUAAUCAUAGUGAGAGAGGAAGCAUUUUUGAGGAUAGUAGUACACCCACAACUAUCGAUGAGUACUCAGAUAACAAUCCUAGUUUUACAGAUGAUAGCAGUGGCGAUGAAAGUUCUUAUUCCAACUGUGUUCCCAUAGACUUGUCUUGCAAACAUCGAAUCGAGAAACCAGAACCUGACCAGCCUGUUUCUCUCGAUAAUUUAACUCAGUCCUUGCUAAACACCUGGGAUCCCAAAGUCCCCACCACUGUAGACAUCAAAGAAGAUCAGGAUACCUCAAGGAAUUCUAAGCUAAAUUCACACCAGAAAGUAACACUUCUUCAAUUGCUACUUGGCCAUAAGAAUGAAGAAAACGUAGAAAGAAACAGUCCUCAGGAAGUACACAGCGAUGUGACCAAGUUCAGUACCCAGAAUUACACGAGGACUUCUGUAAUAGAAAGCCCCAGUACAAACAGGACUACCCCAGUGAGCACUCCUCCAUUCCUUGGAUCCACAAAAGCAGAGUCCCCCAUCAAUCUUUCCCAACACUCUGUGGUCAUCAGAUGGAAGUCCCCACCAUAUGCCUGUGGCUCUCAGGCUGAAAAGCCCGCAAAUACUGCAUCUAACCACUUGAUGGACCUUACAAAGAGCAAGGAAUCGCAAGGAGAGAAACCAGUCCAGAACGAAGGCGCCCAAAACCCUGCAACUUUCAGUGCCAGUAAACUGUUACAGAAUUUAGCUCAGUGUGGAAUGCAGUCAUCCCCGUCAGGAGAAGAGCAGAGACCUAGCAAACAGCUGCUAAGUGUCAACACAGAUAGACCUGUAGGCAUGGUUGAUAGAUUAAAUAGUCCUCUGCUCACAAAUAAAGCAAACGCAGUGGAGGAAAACAAGGCAUUUAGCAGUCAAGCAACGGGUCCCGAAUCAGGACUUUCUGGUUCUGAAAUAGAAAAUCUGCUUGAAAGGCGCACUGUCCUCCAACUGCUCCUGGGAAACCCCAACAAAGGGAAGAGUGAAAAGAAAGAGAAGAUUUCUUUAAGAGAUGAAAGUACUCAGGAACAUACAGAUAGAGCUUUAAGUGAACAAAUACUGAUGGUAAAAAUAAAAUCUGAGCCUUGCGAUGACUUACAUAUUCACAAUUCGAAUGUGCACUUGAGCCAUGAUGCCAAGGGUGCCCCAUUCUUAGGUCUGGCACCUCCGGUGCAGAGAAGCGCAGCUGCCUUACCAGUGUCCGAGGACUUCAAAUCGGAGCCCGUUUCACCUCAGGAUUUUUCUUUCUCAAAGAAUGGUCUGUUGAGUCGACUGCUCAGACAAAAUCAAGAGACUUACCUGGUGGAUGAUCUGGACAACAGUCACAGAAACAGUGAACUGACAGUUCUAGAAUCAAAGAACCUUUGCAUGGUCCCUAAGAAAAGGAAGCUUUAUACUGAGCCUUUAGAAAGCCCUUUUAAAAAGAUGAAAAAUAACAUAGUUGAUGCUGCAAACAGUCACAGUGCUCCGGAAGGACUGUAUGGGUCCUUGCUUAACCAGCAAGAGCUGAAAUUUAGCAAAAAUGAUCUUGAAUUUAAAUACCCUGCCAGUCAUGCUUCAGCCAGCGAAAGUGAACAUAGGAGUUGGGCCAGAGAGAGCAAAAGCUUCAAUGUUCUGAAGCAGCUGCUUCUCUCAGAAAACUGUGUAAGAGAUUUGUCCCAGCACAGGAGUAACUCCGUCGUCGAGAGUAAAAAGAAAGGACACAAAAAUAAUGUGACCAAUAGCAAACCUGAAUUCAGCAUUUCUUCUCUAAAUGGACUGAUGUACAGUUCCACUCAGCCCAGCGGUUGCAUGGAGAACAGGACAUUUCCAUACCCAGGAGUGGUAAAAGAUCCCAUGAGUCCUCCUUUUUCUGAGCACUUGGGCUGUGCAGGGUCUAGACCAGAAUCUGGGCUUUUGAAUGGGUGUUCCGUGACCAGUGAGAAAGGACCCAUUAAGUGGGUUAUCACAGAUGCGGAUAAGAAUGAGUAUGAAAAAGACUGUCCAAGGCUGACCAAAACUAACCCAAUACUGUAUUACAUGCUUCAGAAAGGAGGCAAUGCUGUUACCAGUCGAGAAACACAGGACAAGGACAUUUGGAGGGAGCCCUCAUCUGCUGAAAGUGUCUCACAGGUUACAAUCAAAGAAGAGUUACUUCCUGCUGCAGAAACUAAAGCUUCUUUCUUUAAUCUAAGAAGCCCUUAUAAUAGCCAUAUGGGAAGUAACGUCUCUCGCCCACACAGUGCAAAUGGAGAAGUUUAUGGACUUCUGGGAAACGUGCUAACAAUAAAAAAGGAAUCAGAAUAAAAUGUACCUGCCAUACAGCUUUGGAUCUUUUUAAAACUACUUAGUAUGAACUUGAGAUCUGUAUAAAUAAGAGCAUGAUUUGAGCAAAGCAUGAUAAAAUUGAAACUUUUUUCACUUUGAAAAGUCUUGGUUACUGGUGAUGUUUAAAUAUGCAUACUACUUUUUGCUUUACGUUAGAUGUCAUGAGGAGACUACCGAACUAGCAAUUGGUUGUUUAACACUCUGUAUGCAUCAGACAACAACUGUGAGUAGCCUAUGAAUGAAAUUCUUUUAUAUAAUCAGAUAAUAGGCAUAAAUGAAAAUGUAAAUCUCCAUCCAUAGUGGAUUAACGCAUUUUGCCUUUAUUAGGGUACUUUAUUUUGCUUUUCAGAAGUCAGCCUACAUAACACAUUUGUUUUUAAAUCCAAAUUGUUAAAUAACUCUUUAAAUGUUAAUUAUUGGAUUAAAAAAAAAAACUAAUUCACUUCUCAUUAUCUGAUUCAAAAAUAAAUUAGAAAAAAUAUAUGCUUACAUUUUUCACUUUUGCUAAAAAACAUAUUUAUUUUUAACUCUUGGAAGGGGUUUUGUGGUUCCCAACGUGUCUCCCCCACCCCAGUCCUUUUCAAUAUAUAUUUCUUUAAACCUUGUACUACUUAGUAAAAAUUGAUUACAAUUGAUGGAAGUUUGAUAGAUCCUUAAAAAAAGGCAGAUUUCCAUUUUUGUAUUUUAGCUACUUUACUAAAUAUUCCUCCUUUUACAGAAUUAGGAAAGUUAACCAUUUACCUUCAGGUGGUUUCCUGAACAGUUGAAUAUUUAAGAAGUUGUUUUUAACAGAAGCAAAAUGGCUUUUCUUUGGACAAUUUUCACCAUCUCUUGUAAAAGUUACUUCUCACCAUUUCUGUGGUACCUGUGAGUCUUAUGACCAGGGUUUCUUAAAAGCUGGACUCAGACCACCUGCAUUAGAAUCAUCUGGAGCCCUUGUUUUAGAAUGCAGAUUCCUAGGCAGCAUCUCAGAUCUACAGAUCAAGAAUCUCUGCUAAGUGGACCUGAGAAUCUUCCAUCUGCAUCUAAACACACUCCCUAGAUGUUUCUUCUGCACGCUGAAGUUUGAGAACCAUUGCUUAUGACUUUUCUCAGAACACAGGAUUGUAAAAAAAACUACUUGAUGCCUAUAUUUUCCCCAGUACAGUUAUACAUCAACUCAAAAUUUGCAAUAUUAUAGUUCGUAUAUAACCGUUAUGUCUUUGGAAAAUCGGGUUCAGAAUACUUUUUAUGACAAAAAAAAAAUUGGGUGGAGGGGACAACUUUCAUAUCUGGCUCAACAUCUCAGGAAAAUCUGUGAUUAUUUAUGUGUUCUAAUGAGUAACAUCUACUUAAUUAGCCUUAGGGAUGGAAUAACAGGGCCACUUACCAAACUCAGGUGAUUCCAGGAUGGUUUGGAAAUUUCUCCUGAAUACAUCCUUAGUUUCCAUUAAAAUCAUUGUCCUAAGAACAUUGCUGACAAAGAUGAAAACAUUUAUUUCAAACCCAAGAAAGGCACUAAACUCAGAUUGACUAAACAGAAAAAUACAAAGGGCACAUAUACAUGACAGAGUUGUACACGGUCACUCCAUUGGACCUAUUAUUUUAAAAUUGUAAUUAGAAGUAAACAUUGAUGUUAUCUUGGAAGAACAUAUUAUUGAGCCACAUGAGGUUUUGAUCUUGAAACAAGUCCAUACGUUUAAGUUCAGCUUUCACAGUCCACAGUUCAUUGACCAGAUAAUAUUUUUCUUUUUAAAAGUGAGCCAGGUUUGCAACUGACCUAUCAAAAAAUUGUUAUAUAAUCAACUAUUAAUUAGAAGGAAAUCUAUUUGAAGUUGUUCUACUUGAAGACGUUUCUAAGAUUUUUAUAUUAAAAAUGGGCGUUAUUUCCUAAUACGAUCUAAAACCCUAAAUGAUUAUUUUUUUCUCGAAAUGAUUUGUAAAUAGUUACUGGAUAUAUUAUAAAACAAUAGUCAGGAGUGAAUAUUAUGCUAUAUCAUGGAGAGAUGAAGGUAUACGCUUAUUCUGAAGUAAAAAUCCCACUGGCCAGUGAAUAUAUUCUACUUCAUCCCAUGUUGAUUCUGUGACAAUCUUCUUGUCUACACUAUAUAAAUAAGCUUUUAAGCAAGUCAUUUUUUUCCCUGCCAUUAUGAAAGGUCUGGAGCCUUAGAGAUAUGCUAAAAAAAUUGUUGGUAUUCCCCUUUGGUCAGGGGAAAAUGGGCUUUCACAAGGGAGUGAAAUUUAGGUCAGGGAAAAGAACAUCAAGGGCCGGCAUCACUAUAUUUUUGUUUGUUUCUUCAGUUGGUUGGUUGUUUUUGUUGUUGUCAUCGUUCACAAUUAAAGGAAUGAGGAUAUAUAAUACGUAGAUAAACAUGACCAGAAGAAUGACGUUCUGAUUUACUAGAGAAUGUCCCCAAUUUGAUUUUAGGGUGAUUUUAAAGAAAAACCAGUGAGAAAGGGCAUACAUCCAUAAAUUCACUUUGUUUAUGCAUAUGUAGAUAUGAGGAUGCACAUAUACACAUUUUCAAGGACUAUUUUAGAUAUCUAGACAAUUUCUUCCUAAAGAAGUCAUUUGUGAAAGGGUACUGCAGCUCUCAUUGACAUCAGUAAGGUAGCAUUACCUGUUUAUUCUCUGGUACAUGUUACAGAAGAGUAAACUGGUGAGAGUAUAUAUUUUAUAUAUAUAUAUAUAUAUAUAUAUAUAAUAUGUAUAUAUAUAUAUAUUGACUUGUUACAUGAAGAUGUUAAAAUCAGUUUUUAAAGGUGAUGUAAAUAGUGAUUUCCUUAAUGAAAAAUACAUAUUUUGUAUUGUUCUAAUGCAACAGAAAAGCCUUUUAAUCUCUUUGGUUUCUGUAUAUUCCAUGUAUAAGUGUAAAUAUAAUCAGACAGGUUUAAAAAUUGUGCAUGUAUGUAUACAGUUGCAAGUCUGGACAAAUGUAUAGAAUAAACCUUUUAUUUAAGUUGUGAUUACCUGCUGCAUGAAAAGUGCAUGGGGGACCCUGUGCAUCUGUGCAUUUGGCAAAAUGUCUUAACAAGUCAGAUCAGAUGUUCAUCCCAACAUGACAGUAUUCCAUUUCUGGAUAUGACUUCUGUGGUUUAAGCUUUGUGAAAGAAUGUGCUUUGAAUCCAAGGGUCUUAAAACUUUUUAAAAUCAAGUCAACCACUUUUCAACAUAACGAGUUCACACAACUACUUUCAUGAAUUUUUUAAUCCCAUUGGAAAUGUACUAUUAUACCAGGCGUAUCCCAGUAUACUGGAAUACAGGCACAUUACCAUUCAUGAUAUGAAUUCUGGGGUUUACACAACCAAUUUUGAUGCGAUCUGCUUAGUAAUAUAAUUUGUCGUUUUUAUUAGAGAUUUCAUUUCUUCAUGUGAUGUCAUGAAACUGUACAUACUGCAGUGUGAAUUUUUUUUUGUUUUUUAAUCUUUUAGUGUUUACUUCCUGCAGUGAAUUUGAAUAAAUGAGAAAAAAAUGCA
This is a messenger RNA of Mirounga angustirostris (Northern elephant seal), 9039 nucleotides long. RefSeq names its product nuclear receptor interacting protein 1 (gene NRIP1). NCBI's taxonomy places the organism in Eukaryota, Metazoa, Chordata, Mammalia, Carnivora, Phocidae. Gene Ontology annotation, molecular function: nuclear glucocorticoid receptor binding; nuclear estrogen receptor binding; nuclear retinoid X receptor binding. The record is from RefSeq and is a predicted model, not a curated record. Gene Ontology annotation, cellular component: nucleus. Bases 2092 to 5562 code for a protein of 1156 amino acids. The transcript has 4 exons. Gene Ontology annotation, biological process: negative regulation of transcription by RNA polymerase II; cellular response to estradiol stimulus; circadian regulation of gene expression.